Molecule: messenger RNA, 10748 nt
Organism: Lates calcarifer (barramundi perch)
Lineage: Eukaryota; Metazoa; Chordata; Actinopteri; Centropomidae
Gene: prrc2c
Product: proline-rich coiled-coil 2C
Biological process (GO): cell differentiation
Source: RefSeq, a predicted model, not a curated record
UACAGUCUGCCAUCUUUGAUUGUGCGACAGGCCGCGGCGCGAGCGGGGCCUCACUCAACUAGAAAAACGGUCUGGCACGAGAUAACGGGUGGGGAGAGAUACGGAACCACGGGACGACCGCGUACCGGUUUCCCGCAGUAACGGCCGAACAGACGAGGACAGACUGGCGGCCUGAAACGGCGCCGAAGACACAAAACAGAAGCCGUGCAUGUGGAGAGCGGUUUGUUGGCACCCAACUAGCAAAGUAGCUAACCAUCGUUAGCCGAACUGGGUUAGCAGGCUAGCCAGCUUUUGUAAUCCGCCGGCCAGACACACUUUUCGUUCACCACAAACCAGGCCGAAACCGGAUUUCAAGUGAGGCCGCACAACAGCCCAAAGGACAAAGAAGGUACCGGCGGUGGCAGGAGGCUGGUUCUGGGGGCGAGGCCAAAGGACCAGACUCAAUGAGUUUCCAGCGAAAUGUCCGAGAAGUCAGGGCAGAGCACCAAGGCAAAGGAUGGCAAAACAAAGUAUGCAACCCUUAGCCUCUUCAAUACCUACAAGGGCAAAUCUCUGGAAACCCAGAAAACUGCAGUGGCUGCCAGACAUGGGCUCCAGAGUUUGGGCAAAGUUGCUGUUAGCCGGCGCAUGCCCCCUCCGGCCAACCUGCCCAGCCUGAAGGCAGAAAACAAGGGAAACGACCCCAACGUCAAUAUUGUCCCAAAAGACGGUAGUGGCUGGGCAUCCCGAACUGAGGCAGGGGACGAGAGGCAACAGGAGACACCACCACCCCAGAACAAACCAGCAGUGCUCCAGUCUCAAGAGCUUUCUGUCGGAGGCAGCCGCUCCUGGGCCAACAGCAAGCAGACACAGCUAGACGGAGCUCCUCGUGUGAGCAGCCAUUUUCACCAGGAGUUUCCCAGCUUGCAGGCGGCUGGUGAGGUUGAGAAAGGGGACGGUCAAGAGGAGGAGCCUUAUGGACCAGGCCCCAGCCUCAGACCUCAAAAUGUUGGCAGCUGGCGUGAGGGUGGAGGCAGGAAUUUGAACACUGCGCCCAGCCCCCCUGAGAUGGAUAACAGGGCUCCGGAGGAGGGUAGUACGGGCCUUGGUACCUCCACACCACCUGCUGAAGCUGAUGAACCUGGCCGAAAUGUAACCACUGACAGUCAGAGGGAGAAGAGGGAUGGCAGGGAGAGGCUGCCCACCUCUGGCCCUCCUCAGCCUAAACUUAAUGGGGGGCAGCAGCCUCCUGCUGGGGUGCCAACUCACUUUGACCCUGCUUUCAGGAGCAUGAUGCCACCUUAUAUGUUCCAUGCCUAUCCUCAAAUGACUUUUGGCCCUGGGCAAGGAAACUUCAGAUAUCCUGUACCACAGGAUGGAGCAAAGGGUCCUCGUUCAGCACGACCUCAGCAGCCUCCCCCUCAGUCCUGGCUCCAGGACCCAGACAGACCCUCUAUAAUCAGCGCAACCGAACUGAAGGAGCUGGACAACUUAGACACUGAUGCUGAUGAGGGCUGGGCUGGAGCUCAGAUGGAGGUGGACUACACUGAGAAAUUAAACUUCAGCGAUGAUGAGGAGAACCAAGCUGCUAAGGACAAAGGAGAAAACUGGGAGUGGAUGGGUAAAGUGGAACGUAUAAGACCUAGGCCAUCAGAUGGUCAGGAGGGCUGGAAGGAGGGGUCUGAGGACCGUGGGAGCAAUAAAACCUCAUGGGCAGACAAUGUAGAUCCCAGAGCACCAUCACCUGGAAGUAUGGGGCAGUACAGUAAAUCAGCUGCUUCUCAGGACUACCAGGGUGGCAGUCGCUCUGUUGGUGGUGCAGCUCCCCGUGGGAGCAAGCCACAGGCUACAGCAGCACUUGGCGGUGAAGAGGACUCUGAGGCCUGGAGACAGAAGCGCAAAAAGCCUUCAGAAGUUUCUGAAGCUGUAGAACGAGCGCGACGGAGAAGAGAGGAGGAAGAACGGCGGAUGGAAGAACAGCGGCUUGCGGCUUGUGCUGAAAAACUUAAACGUCUCAAUGAGAAACACCGCCAGGCAACUGAGGGCAAAUCCUCCCCUGCUCAGACUGCCAAUGAUGAGGCAGGAGCUGCUCAUGAGGAGGCCUCUUUAUCAGCUCCUGCUCCUGUACCCAGUCCUGUACCUUCAGUCCCAGUUUCACAAUCACAGGCCCCAAACAUGCAAGCUCCCGUACCUGAGAGGGUGGAUCGAGACAGGGACAGGAUGGAGCGAGAACGGGAGAGAGUUGAACCAAGUGCAGAGGAGGAGGUUCACUUGCCUCGUCAGCCCAGCCCCCCUGUCCACAGACCUGUGGCUGUAGCUCCAGAACCCCAGAGUGAGGGAGAGAGCUCUUUGGCUGAGGUUGGCCCCCUCAUGGAGGAUAACCAAACUGACAGGACAACAGUGCCUAUCCGAGACUAUUUCAACAUAGAGGACAACAGAGUGGAUGAGCCCCACCUGUCUCUGCCUCAUAUGGAUCCUCCAAGUGGUGAGGAAGUCCCUGUGGCACCCCCACAGCUGGAAGGAGAAGCAGCAGCUGCUAUGCGUCCCUCUCUCACCUCAGGCUACUCCAAACAGUUUCAAAAGUCUUUGCCCCCUCGUUUCCUUAGACAGCAGGAGCAAAUGAAGCAGCAACAAUGGCAACAACAGCAACAACAGAGUGGGGGCUCAGUGUCCCCAUCAGGUGGUGGCGGAGUUCCAGCUACCCAACAGCAGCAACAACAGCAGCAACACCGCUCCAUGUAUCAACCCAUGGGCCCCCACCAUCAGCACCUGGCCUCCAUGGGGUUUGACCCCCGCUGGCUUAUGAUGCAGUCCUACAUGGACCCUCGCAUGAUGUCAGGACGUCCUCCUAUGGACAUGCCAACCAACAUCCACCCUGGGAGGAUGCCUCCUAAACAGAUUGUGCGCAGAGAGCCAGGUGAUAACUCCAGCUCCAGCUCUGACUCCUUUGACCAUUUGACACGACCAAUGCGCGACCAUGGCCUGCCCUCAGACUCUCGGAUGGUAUGGGGAUCUGACCCAUACCCGCAGUCAGAGCCAUUGCCUUCUGUCACUCCUCCAAAAGGACGGGAUGAUAACAAGGAGCCAAGGAUGGACUCUGGUUUGGAUCUGGACAGGGGUCUACCAACUAUGUACCCACAGGACCACGGUGCAUUGGACUCUCGUAAGAGUAACUUCUUCCGGGACCCUACGGAGUCCCUGUCAGCAUUUGCCCAGGGCCCAGAAGAUACAUCUGGACCUCUAGACAGGGUCCCUGUAGGCUCAGCCUUUGACCCAGAGGAGCCGGGCCUACCAAGUGGGGAGGAGGUAGAGGCUCUCGGUCAAGCUAUGCUCCAGAGGAGCGUCUCCCAGGGCUCCAGCCAUUCCCUCAAGCUUGAUGAGCCCAGGUUUGACGGCCUACCACUAGGAACAAAGUCACUAGAGCUACAGGAUACAGGGGAAAGGGCUGAUGAUAAGCCCCAGACUGAACUCUACUCCCAGGCUGCUGUGACCAGCAGCAGGGCUACACCUCCUGCUGAUGGAUUACACAAACAAGAGAAGCUGCCUUUGCCAGCCCCUAGCAAGCAGAAAGCUGAGCUGCGCUGGGGUGGGAGAUCAGGGCCUGGACGCAGAGAAGGACCAGGGGGAGAGAGACCAGUCCGCAGGUCUGGGCCGAUAAAAAAGCCUGUCCUGAGGGACAUGAAAGAAGAGAGGGAGCAAAGAGAGGAGAGAGAAAAGCGUCAUGAGAGAGCAGAAAGAGGAGACCGGUCCAAAAAGGAUCAGUCAUCCAAAGCUCCUUCUGCAGCUGCUGCUGUGUCUGAGGGUUCCAGACCUCAGGGUGAAGGGAAGAGAGAAUCUACUGAGCUUGAGGAAACACCGACUGGCCAUCAGAGACCCAGAGACUCUCAGCCCUCGUCUGGGGCUCCCACUUCUUCCUCUCAGGAGGAGAAAGCAGACAAACCACCCAGCAAUGACAAACAUCCAGAACCCAAAUUGCCCUCCAGGAAGGAGUCCAAUCUUCCUCCGCGUGCCUACCGACGAGAAGAUAGAGAGAGGGACCGUGAGAGGGAUAAGGAAAUGGACAAGGACAGAGAGAGAGAGUGGCCCAUGGACUCAAGUUUCAAAGGACGUGGUCGAGGGGAGUAUUACUCAAGAGGACGUAGCUACAGGGGGACUUACAGUGGUCGAGGCAGGGGGAGUCGUGGCAGAAGUCGAGCAGAGUACCCUUACCGAGAGCCUCGAUCACGCUCUGAUUUACCUUCUGCUGCAGGUGCAGCUGCCUUUCGUAAUCGGGAGGAAAGCGAAACACGCAGUGAGAGCUCAGACUUUGAGGUUAUACCAAAACGCAGACGACGGCGGGGUUCAGAUACAGAUUCUGAAAGUGAAGGUGGGAGGGAGUCUGCCAGUGAUACUGGACCUUCUGACCGAGAACCUAGCACCAAACCUAGCCGUCCACUAAGACGAGAACUACCUGGGGAGGGCCGAUCUGGGCCUCACAAGCCAGGCUUUGGACCUCCUCACAUGGGGGAAAAGGUUGGGUCCAGGGGGGACGAUGAAAGCAGGCCUAAGCCAGGAUUUCUUCCAAAAGGAGAGCCUUCUCGGCGAGGAAGAGGUGGAUUAUACAGUAGACGAGGUGGAGCAAGGGAGCGUGGUGGCCCUCGCUCAGCCCCUCUUAGACGGCCAGCGGCCAGAGAGUCCUCCUCUCAGUGGCCCUCUAAACCCAUGGAAACAUUCAGGCUUGAGGACGCGGAGACAACACCCAGAUAUGACAAUCCUCCCGCUGACCGACGACCCCCUAAGUCUGAGAGCAAGAAAUUUGGGGAGGGGGCUCCUCAGAGUAGCAGAGAAAGGCCUCGUAGAUCCCGACCAGCACGUCCUCCCAGGCAAGAUAAACCCCCCCGCUUCAGGCGCUUGAAGGAGCGGGAGGCUGCCGUGUUAGCUAGUGGAGAAACAGCCCCAAGUCCCCCUGUCCCUCUACCCCCAGUGCCUGCUGCUGCCCCUAGGUCUACCCCGAUCUCCCUAUCCCCAACCCUGUCUAGAGCUCCAGGAACCCCUGUUACUGUGCCUGCAGAAGUGGCAGCCACUAUGCCUGCACCUGACCUGCCCUCUCCUGUAGAAGCACCCUUGCCCGAGACCAGCAGCCCCACCAUUACUGCAGUCGGUACCAAGUCACCUGACUUGUCCAACCAGAACUCUUCAGAUCAAGCCAAUGAGGAAUGGGAAACUGCCUCUGAGAGCAGCGACUUCAAUGAAAGGAGAGAGCGUGAAGAGAGGAAAGGAGCAUUGGAGGCCGCAAAUGAGGUAGCCACCGCCUCUGCUGCAGCACCUGCUCCUCCUCAGGGCUCUUUGACCCCCAGUAAAAGCCCUCCUGACGGAGGGGUGACUCCAAAACGUGAAGGAGCUCCUGCAGCCAAGAGGAGUUUCUCAAGUCAGAGGCCUACAGAGAGACAGAAUCGUAGAGGCAACAGUGGAGCCAAACCAGGCCGGAGCUACACUGGGGGCAAGGGAGAAAGGAGGGGAGGGGCCAAAGCUGGCCGCAAAGGCCUUGCAGCCCAGCAGAACUCAGAGGCAACUGCACCAACAGCCGGAGGAGCAGUCCAAAGACCUUCAAAAGAGCAACCUGCCCGUCGCAAAGAUGAGACCAAACAGGCCGCCAAGAAGCCCAAGGAGAAUGCUCUUUCUCAGUUUGAUCUCAACAAUUAUGCCAGUGUUGUGAUCAUUGAUGACCACCCAGAGGUCACCACCACAGAGGACCCACAGUCCAGUACCAAUGAUGAUGGCUUCACAGAGGUGGUCUCCCGCAAGCAACAGAAACGCCUACAGGAUGAAGAGAAGCGGAAAAAGGAAGAGCAGACUACACAGAACUGGGGUAAAAAAGGUUCUGGUGAGAAGAACAGAGGGGGAGGCGGAAAGCUGCCACCAAGAUUUGCUAAAAAACAAUCAUCACAGCAACAACAACAGCAACAGCAGCAGCAGCAGCAACAACAACAACAACAACAACAACAACAACAGCAGCAGCAGCAGCAGCAACAACAACAGCAGCAGCAGCAGCAACAACAACAACAACAACAACAACCGCAACAACAGGCCUCACAGCCUCAGCCUUCUGUAGCCUCCACCCCCCAGGCCCAACAGCAGCCCACCAUUUCUGCCUCCCAGCAUCCCCACUUAGCUCCCUCCCAGCCGGCUGCAUCCCCUCAGACACUGGAAGGAACAGUGGCUCCUCUGCCCUCCAUUCCACCUGCUACUGUGGACUUCACCUCAAAAAGCCUACCCCCUGCACCGACGCAGACACACAGCACUCUGGGUACAGAACUGUGGGAGAACAAAGUAGCAGGCUCCACUGUCCUUCCUGAUGUGAAGAAGCUUGGUCCAAUCAGCCCUCCCCAGCCACCAUCUGUGAGUGCCUGGAACAAACCUCUUACCUCCUUUACUGGCACUGUCUCCUCUGAGGGUGUGAAGCCUGGAGCAGAGGGAAGUGUGGAAUUGGCCAUAGACAGUAUUCAGUUUGGAGCACCAUCAUCUGCAGGCAGCACAGACAGCGAUGGAGUUCCAGCGUUGCUAGAAACUGGUUCUGAAAACAAACUACCUGCUCCCAAAGAACAGCGACAAAAACAACCUCGAGCUGGCCCAAUCAAAACACAGAAGCUUCCUGAAAUGGAACCAGUGGAAACCAAGGAAUACAAGCCAGGUCCCAUUGGUAAAGAGCGUUCUUUAAAGAACCGCAAGGCCAAAGAUGCGCGUGGAGGAGAAGGUGAAGGCAUGGAGGGAGGUGUACCUGGAGGAGGCGUCAGCAGAACCACAGACUCCAGUCCUCCCACCAGUGACACCACGGUACCAGAGCUGGGAGGAGACAUCGAGGGCAUGAUCACAGUCCCCUCAGCAGAGUAUACCAGUAAUUCAAAGGAGUCUGUCACUGACUACACAACUCCCUCAUCCUCACUGGCUGACAGUGUUCCUACUGGAGGGAACAAAAUCGAGGAGAGUUUGGUGGCCAAUGUGGCACUACCCCAUUCAUUGCCUCUUCCUCGGCGAGAGACCCUGCAGCAGAGCUCCAGCCUCAGCACCGUCUCCCCGGCUACUGUUGACUUAACACUAAAGAUGGAAUCAGCUCGUAAAGCGUGGGAAAACUCUCCGAGCCUGGAGAAGAAUUCUCCGGUCACUUCCUCUUCCUCCCCCAUCACCUCUUGUGCAUCCUCGUACUCUUCCUUCUCCUCAGCCUCCAUGCCACAGAUCCCUGUGGCUUCUGUUACCCCCAGCACCUCACUGUCAGGUUCUGGUACCUACACAACAUCAUCCCUCAGCACCAAGACCACCACGGCCUCUGACCCCCCAAACAUCUGCAAGGUGAAGCCCCAGCAACUGCAAGGUGGAAGUCUGUCAUCCUCCAGCAGUAGCAGUAGUAGUAGUAGUAGCUUCUCUCAGCUGGGCUGCGUGCCUCCCCUCCUGCCCCAGCAGCAGCAAACCCCACAGGUGUACGUCUCCCAGUCUGCAGCAGGUUCUGCAGCUCAGAUUCCAGCAUUCUACAUGGACACUAGUCACCUCUUCAGCACCCCCCACCCUCGCUUGGCUCCUCCCUCCCUGGCGCAGCAGCAAGGCUUCCAGCCCGGACUCUCACAGCCAACAGCAGUGCAGCAGAUUCCCAUCCCCAUCUAUGCUCCACUGCAAGGUCAGCCUCAGCACCAACACACACACCAGCCCCAGCUAGGACUUAGCACUGGUCCUCCAGUCUCCCAGCCACAGGACUUGUUCAGCUCCUCGCUUCAGCCUUACAGGUCUCAGCAGGCAUUCAUGCAGAGCAGCCUGUCACAGCCCUCCAUGAUGCUGUCAGGACCAUCCUUGCACAGCUACCCCGGCGUGCAGGCACCUGAGCUGGGCAAGCCUCAGUCCAACCUGGCAUAUCAGCAGCCCUCGUCCACCCAGCACAUUCCCAUUCUGUUUGAACCGCAGCUGAACCAGCCCUCUGGCAUGGGAGGCUCCCAGCUCAUUGACACACACCUGCUGCAGGCUCGACAGGGGAUGAAUCAGCAUUCAAACAUGUACUCGGGGCAGGUGCAACAACAUGGCCAGAGUAGCUACUACAGCAACACUCAGUCGCCCAGUUCAGCAAUGCAACAGGUGACAGUCCCUCUGCCUGGUUCCCAGUUGUCCUUGCCAAACUUUGGCUCAGGUGGAGGCCAGCCCCUGCUGGCACUCCCCCCCACACCUCCUCAGGCCCAGCCCCCAAGCAUCAACAGACAGCCCCCAGUCUCCCAGCCAUACCGAGGCAUCAUGGGCCCAAACCACAACAUGAUGCAGCCACCCACCAGCAAGAUGGACAUGGAUCUGAAACUCUUUGGCAGUGGGAUGGAUGUGAAGCCUGGAACCCCUCCUGUCAGUGCUAGGAGCACUACACCCACCUCUAGCCCUUACAGGGCCAGCUCCACCUCUCCUAGUAGCCAGUCCAGUAAGAUGAACAGCAUGCUGUACCAGAAGCAGUUUCAGCCCAGCUCUGCUGGUAUGAGAAUGACACAGCACUUCCCUGGCCAGUUCAACCCACAGAUUCUCUCUCAACCCAACAUCGUGUCUCCUCUGGUUCGGCCUCCUCACGCUAACUCAUUUGCUGGAGGUGUCCAGCGGUCUCCCAUGGGCCCUCCAAUGUCACCCAAUAUGGGUGGUGGUCUAAUGCCUCAUCCCCGACCCCAGCACCAACAGCACAGCCAGCACCCUCCCCGAGGACCCUCUGGUCCCUCCAUUGGACCCAGAGGCACACAGGCGGCUCUGAAGGCUGAACAGGACCUAAAGGCAAAGCAGCGGGCUGAGGUGCUCCAGUCCACUCACAAGUUCUUCUCAGAGCAGCAGCAGCAGCAACAGCAGCAACUCAAGGCCCCACAAGUCAACAAAGCGUCUCGGCUUGAUCAGGGAGGAAAACCUCCCCUCGACACCUCGGCUCCAAACCACCAGGCAGGAGGCGACCGCCCAGAUUCUGACAAACCCCCCGUCUCUACGGCCAAGCCCAUACGGACUGGCCCCAUAAAACCGCAGGCCAUCAAACCAGAAGAGGGCAAGUAAAGAGCUGCAGACCCUCUUCAGAUGUCACUGCGAAUGGAUGGAAGAGAGGAAGAGAGAGAAUCUAGCCCCAUUCACUCAGUCACCACCUCAUAUCAGCCCUGGGGGACAGUGUGGGGGAGGAGGAUGAGCUGGGUAGAGAUCCAAAUGGUAAUGGUUACUGAGAGUAGGCGCUGUCCUGCGUACAUAAAAAAUCCUCUUCCUCUUCUUUCUUCCCCUGUCUUGUCCCACUGUAGGUGGGGGCGUUUGAGUUGGAUUCUUCCAUCAUAUUUAGAUGCCGAUGAAAUGGCUGCACAAGUUGUUCCAUAUAAAUCUACUGUGACAGUAGAUAAGAGGAGAGUCGGAGAAAGAAAAUUGAAAUGAGAUUUGCUGCUGAGUUUGCCAUUUUUAUAGCUCUUGAUUUCUGUUUCCUUUUAAUUUUAUUUUCCUCCCCACCCCACCCCUGAAUAGGAUCACGCAUAUUAUAGGAGAAACCUGUUUUGUUAAUGAAAGAAUGAAUCAGAUUUGUUUUUGUAGUCAAAACAAUCUUAAGUGUAUCUAGUGAAGCACACUUUUUGUUGCCCAAUCUCCCAUCAUAACUAAUCCAGAGAUUUGUGCCCUUGCACACACUCCCUCAACGUUUUUAUCCACGGUUAUCGCACGGAGACGUGAAAUCAGAAAUUUUGUUGUUAUUUAGUUUUUUUGUUUUACCAGAAUGGAAAUGUGAAAAUUGCAGCAUUUGAUUGACUUUAAUGAUUGAUUUAUUGAUUAGUCUGCCUGUGAGCCUUUGCUCCUGCCUUCUGCUCUCAUCCCCUUGCCUGAGAAUUACUGAUGUGUUGGGGUGUGUGUGUCGCGUGUCUGUUUGUGGUAUGAACAGGGGUUAGCUCGUAGCUGGACUGUCCUGUAUAUUUAGCCAAAGGUUAAAGCAGCGCAGAGAUGAUGUCACAGCCUUUUAGGAUUGCUGUUGCCGUGGCAGCAGAGUUUUGAGUAGAGUAAAGAGGAUAACAUGGAUGAGGUAUGAUCACUACUUACAGCUGUUCCAGUUCAGGGGCUACUGUCACACACCCUUUCACUGCUUUCACAUCCAUCCUUGCUGUCACACAAACACAGACAUAUACACACUUCACUGUAAAGCACCCAAACCUGCUGCUAUUGACUGAUUUCAGUGCCCUUAGCUAGAAUAUAGCAGGAUAGGGCUAUUUAGAGGAAUAGAAAUGGCGAGAAGUUGAUUGUUGAAACAUUAGAAAACUUUUGAGUGUGUGUAUGUCAACCCCCACAACAAGGGGGGAACAAGAACAAGACAGAGAUCGAGGAAAAAGAUGAAAUGAAAAGCCUCAAGUUCUGAAGCGUUUGGGCAGAAGGACACUUAUUGUUUUGUUGUCUUUACUGAUGAGAGCAAUCAGUGCUGUUUUCUGUCUCUGCCUCACCUUUGCUGGCUGUCCCACCCACAAUGCUCUCAUCUCGGGGUUGUGGUGACAAGGGUCCUUCAGAAAUGUACAGUAGUAUGCACCCUGAGGUGGGGAGGGUGUCCUCCUCACCUCUACCCUAGCUGGGGGAAGAGUCCUUGCUUUGAAGGAUGGUUGAGGGAGGGUGGGUAAUGAUUUUUUUUUUUUUUUUUUUUUUUUUUUUUUCUUUUUUUGUUUGUUUUUUGUUGUACUUGUACAGGGGUUUCAUCGCUGUAUUAAAAGAUGUACGGUCUUAUUUACAUUCUUGGUUUGGUUACAGAAACUAAUAAAAAUAAUAUACUGUUGAGAUGUUUUUCA